CACGUGCGCUAGGUUCUCGUGCUUUAUAUGGUUGACAGACACUCCUUAGGAGAUCUAAACAGUUUUGCAGAAAUACUGAUAUGUAACUUGGUAUAGGUACUUUUACACUCUAUAAGUUUUUGCAGCAUUUCUAUGUAUGUAUAAUCUAUUAGUAAAUUUAAUUAAUAGUUUCAAUAGUGAUAAUCUCUUGCCAUGCCAUGUGUCUAUUUUUCCAGUUAGCAUCACUGUUCAAUUAUCCUAAAAUUUGACAUCACCUUUGAAUAACAAUUAUGUAUUCUUUUCACAGUUAUGUAUCUUUCUUUGUGUUUUUAUUCUGGAUAUCCUUGCCUUGUUCAUUGGUAAUUUAUGUUAAGUUAUUAGGUAUAUGUGCUGCUGGAACCUUCCGUUCUUCAGUAAUGAAAUUUGCUCAUGCCUGAUGGAUGUUAUCGUUACCAAGAUUGCCUAAGCGUUACGUAUUAUAUGGUUCACACAAUUUCUAUUAGAUGUUCCAGUUUUGUUCUUGUGAAUAUUCAAGAAUAUUGAAAGCUGAUCGGAUGUCUUCUCAAAAAUUGCCUGUUCGUUCAUUUUCUACCCAUGCUAAUAUUGGGCAGACAACAAGGCGUUACUUUAAUUUUUGACAUUCUAUUGACCUGAAUUCCAUUCUAUAUCAAUUUUAGACAUCACUCUUGGAUAAUGCUAGUAUGUAAACAAGAUACUCUUCAAUAUUAAUUUUUAACUUCAUAAUAAAUGCUAUCACGUUAGAUCUGGCCUAAAAAUCUUUGUGAAGUUCAUAGACACCAGAUUAUUGCACUUCUAUAGCUACUAUGACAAUCAUUAUGUAGGCCUACUUGAAAAUUUCUGUAUUAAAAUUCUAAAUGUUCUAGUUCUUGAUUCCUGUGACUAGCAUAAUGGGAUUGGUAUUAGCAAAUCAUACGAAACAUAAACAAAAAGUGACAUGCAAUACUCACACAGAAGAACCAGAGUUGGUGAAGAUAAUGUGCCUGAGAUCUUCCACAAUCUAAUUCACUAUUUGAGGAAUUGCUAGCUUACAUGCAUAGCUAUAUUUGUGUAAGAUUUUUCAAAUUUUGGAGGGAACAGGACUUGCACCCCUGCUGUUUGGUACAUGCACAAGUAGGUUUAUCCCCUAAUUGCUUUUAGCCAAAAGGAAUACGUUGAUGAGUUUUCCCCCCUCUUUUAAAGUGACAUAAGAUGUAUAUGUAAGUAGCACAUUCCUGUUUCCAUGGUAUAUAGUUUUAAAAGUAUAGCCCAACGGAAAUACAAAGCAUUUGGGUGGCUGGAACACUGAUAUCUUUGGCUUGAGCAGUCAAUCGCUGAUAAUAUUUUAGGUAGAAGCAGGAAGUUGAUCACAUCUAUAGGUUUGAUUUAGAUAAAUGUUUGUUUCUUUUUUCUACAUUUGGCAAGAUAAGUUGCAAAAUAAAGUACUGGAGUAAGAUGUCAAGAUGGAUAGCUGUUAAGAUGUUAAGAGAAGUGCACACUACCUGUAUCCAGUUAUAAAUAUUUUUUGUUCAGCUUUUGCUAUCAUUCCUUCUAUUAAUUGCUGAUAAGUAGUAAUAACCUCACUGGGGAUAUAGAACCUUCGGUACUAAAUUAUUCUACGAGCAUCGAUGUAGAUAUCUGUCGGACAUUCAUGAGCUUUUGUGAACUCAUGAACUCACAUGUAUGCACACCCCUCAUGCUUCUGUGUGCAAAUGUAUGUAUUGAUACUCGGGCUGUGAUAGGGUUCAGAUAUACAAUGACUUUUUUCAUUGACAUGAUCUAAUCAUAUUUCACUUGAUGGCUACUUUUUAACAGCAAAAGGUAAAUUCUCAUAGUUCCAAAUGAUCACCAUGAGUCAGAUCUUCUUGAGUUUGCAAGCAUUAGUUUAUCAUAAGUUUGUACUACUUCUGUUUUAUGUUAUUGUACUAAUGCCUUACUCUAUCUCAACAUAUUUCCUUCUUCAUCCCUGUUUCAUCCUGGCUAAUUGGUUGACUUGUCUAUGGUGGGAACUUGGUGGCUGCUGCAGUGAAGUUUUAAAUUGAGUAUGUUUCUUUCAAUCAUCACGGCCUCUGUAAGUUUUUAUGCAGAUCUACCCGGCCCUUCAUUUCCUGAAUUGAAUAUACUGUCUGUGUAUUUGAUUUUAUUUUGACAAUGGUCCUCAUGUUGCUGUGUCUCUUUUUCUUUUAUUGACUUGUGAUUUUUGCAGUAACUAUUUUUAUUUUAAGAAGAUAAUUUUCCCUUGGAGAGCCAUUCUUUGUUGUUGUUGUUGCAAUUAUCUCUUUUCUGCUGCCGCUGUUAGUAAAGUAACCAGGGAUCCUUUCCUGUCCUUGAAUUUUUUUCUGUGUACUUUUAUUCUCUCGAUCAUAAAGGUACAUGAUUGAAAUGUAAGCAGCUGCUUGUCUGAAACUAGUUGUUCAGUGUACUAUUAUUGAACAUCUACCAGCUUUUGACAUAUCUUCUUCUUCAAUUGACAGCAUUAUUAACCUUUUUCUCUAGUAUACUAUUCAUCAGUUAGGAAAUCCAGAAUUUGUGAUAUGGAGAAGAUAAGAGUAGCUGUUUGUUUCCACACACUGAAUAAUUACUUGGGUUGGAAGAGCAUUAGCAAAAGAUGGACUUGACAAGAAAUAAAAGUUUGUGAUGAUAUCCUUUUUAUGCAAUAAUCAACUAGGAGGAGGACCAAUAUGCAAAACACCAUAAAAGCCUUUGUUUUUAAUGAAGAGCUGCAGACGGCCUCAAAUCCUCAUUACGUUCCCACCACUUUGUCCUUCAUGUGCCGCACAUCUCCACAAUCAAAAUUAGAAGCCUCUUAAUUAUUAGUAUUAGUUUAUUACCAAAGAAAGAUCAUUUACAUUUCUCUCCCGCUCACUGACCGUUUCAAUCCCCUCUCCCUUCAUUUUAGCAACACCCUUUUCGUUUUCAUUCAAAACCUUUAAACGCCCUUCAUUCUCCUCCUUUCUCUCCUUUUCUUUCUCCUCUCCAUAAUUCCCGAUCUUUUCCUCUUCAAUCAUCUUUCUCCCUUUAAUCGUAACUGAUAAACAAAACAAAAGCCAUUUGAGAUCAAAAUAAAUAGAGAAAAUGGACAGAACCCAACCUCCCAUCCCUCAAAAAUCCAACAGCUUCUCCGCCUCCACCACCUCUUAUGAAGAGAAGAUCUGCCACCGUAACCUCUCCCUGGGUGCCGUCCAAUUUGAAGAAACCCUCAACAAAAAAGGUGAAGAAGAAGAUGAAAUCAAGAAGCCUGACAGGAUCGAAGAAGGAGAAGAGCAAGAUGAACAACACGAGGAGAAUGCUGAAGCCGAUAUUAUUGAAGAGACGGUGCAUUCUGACAAUCUCGCCAGCCUCAUGGACAAUGUUGGUCAGUUCCUCACCAUUCUCCUUAGUCUUGGGGAAGGAGCAAAAGUCGACGAUGAUGAUGAAAAUGCCUCUAAUGUCCCUGAGAUCCCUGAAACUACCAUUGAGAAGUUUGUCGCCUUGGUUGAGAAGGAGAUUAUAAAAUAUGAAUCAGGCGAGGAGAAGCUAUUACUAGAGAAAAAUGAAGACGAGCCUUCCAUCCUUGGUGCAGUUGAGGUGUUAUCCAAACUGACCAACGCUCUCUCUCCCUUCACAUCAAAUCCCAAAUACUACGAGGUAAUGAACAUGACUGGUGCUAUCUUACACCACACCAUGUCAUUCUUCGAAGAUGAAUUCUAUUCCUUGCUCGAUGAAUCCUCAAAAUCAAGCAAAGAUCAAGGAGGCAGCAUCAGCAAAACAAAGCGUCCACCUUCCUUCAGCCGAAUGUCCCAUGAUCACGAACGUCCCGUUGCAUCACCAUCAUCUGAGCCCAACCCUGCCGAUUUUUUCCCGGCGUCUGAAACCCUAGCGAGACUUCAAGCAAUUGCCCACUCCAUGAUCUCUGCUGGUUAUGAAGCUGAGUGCCGAUUGGUGUUUGCUGCUUGUCGACGAAAUGCUUUCAAAGCUAGCAUGUCCGAUUCUGGAUUCGAGAAGAUUGCCAUUGAUGAUGUGCAGAGAAUGGGAUGGGAGUCGUUGGAGGGAGAGAUUGCCAAAUGGAACAAGAGCUUCUGUCAGGCGAUCACUACUACUUUUUCUUUGGAACACGACCUUUGCUACUCGGUUUUUACUGGUCACGAGGAGAUUGCUUCUGAUAUCUUCUACAAUUUCACAAGCAGUGCAACUCACAAUCUUCUCAAUUUUCCAGAGGCGAUUGCUAUAACCAAGCGCUCUUCAGAGAAACUCUUCAAGGUGCUCGAUAUGUAUGAGACGUUGAAGGACAUGAUGCCCAUGGUUGAUCGCCUCUUUCCUCGUGAAGGUAAGCCAGAAGAAGAGCAGAAAUCAGAGAAGAAACCAGAAGAAGACGUGAAAUUGGAAGAAGAAAAAGAAGAAAAAUCAGAGGACAAAUUGGAAGAAGAGGAUAAACCAGAGGAGAAAUUAGUUGAGGAGGAAUCAUCCUCAGAUGCAGCAAGCAUCAAGGCGGCUAUAUCUGGAGUCAAGUGUAGAUUGGGGGAAGCAGCAGUGGCGAUCUUGUGCGAGCUUGAGAACUCAAUCAAGAGCCAUGCAGUAAAAAAUGCAGUGCCAGGUGGUGCAAUUCAUCCCCUCACUAGCUAUAUCAUGAACUAUCUCGAAUACGCAUGUGAAUACAUCAACACCCUCGAGCAAAUCUUCAAAGAUCACAGAAACUCCGAUGACAAUGACGAAGAAGGUAAGAUCGAAGGCAGCAGCAAGAACAACAGCAACAACAGUCACGGUAGUAGCGAUCAUACCCCAUUUGAAGCUCAAGUGACACAAAUGAUGGAGCUUCUGCAAUUGAACCUUGAAUCCAAGGCAAAGCUGUACAAGGAGGUAGCCUUGAACAACAUUUUUCUGAUGAACAACGGGAGGUACAUUGUGCAGAGGAUCAGGGGAUCACCGGAGGUCAACAGACUUCUCGGUAAUACUUGGUGCAGGAAAAGGUCAUCUGAUUUGAGACAGUACCAUAAGAACUACCAGAGAGAGACGUGGUCGAAAGUUUUGGAGUGCUUCAAAGAUGCUGGCUUGACUGUGAAGGGCUCAGUACAUAAGCCUGUGCUCAAAGAGAGAUUCAAGAGCUUCAAUGCUUUGUUUGAUGAGAUUCAUAAGGUCCAGAGUACUUGGGUUGUUCCUGAUGAGCAGUUGAAGUCAGAACUUAGGGUUUCAAUCACUGCGGUUAUUGUUCCAGCUUAUCGAUCAUUUCUUGCGAGGUAUGGUCAAUAUUUGGAUGCAGGAAGGCAGACAGAGAAGUAUGUUAAAUUUGCACCUGAGGAGGUUGAAACUCUAAUUGAUGAUCUCUUUGGGGGGAAUGCCAAUACGACUAUGAGAAGGAAGUGAGUUUUCGUAUCUUGUCUUUUUUUCUGUUUACUAUUUGUUUUGUUUGUUAUGUUCUUGAAAGAGAAGGGGAUGAACUGUGGAUCAGAUUGGCAAAAUGUAUGUAACAUUUGGAUUCUUUUUUUUUUUCUUUUUUGGUUUAUUAUGUGUAAAAGGUUUAGCAUAGUGAUAUGUUAAGUUGCAUUGAGUUUUCUUC
Molecule: messenger RNA, 5509 nt
Organism: Asparagus officinalis (garden asparagus)
Lineage: Eukaryota; Viridiplantae; Streptophyta; Magnoliopsida; Asparagales; Asparagaceae
Product: exocyst complex component EXO70B1-like
Exons: 2
Coding region: 3052-5316 (754 amino acids)
Biological process (GO): exocytosis
Cellular component (GO): exocyst
Molecular function (GO): phosphatidylinositol-4,5-bisphosphate binding
Source: RefSeq, a predicted model, not a curated record